AUGGAUACGCGCACUGGAGCCCAGAGAAUGGCUACACCACCAGCAUCGUAUGUUGGAGGCCAGUCCAAUGCCAAUACUCCGCAUACGCUCAGCGUGUCUCCUUUUGGCAGUCCUACUCCAAAGAGUGUCGCAUUCGAGCUCCUCUUCCCCGAAUCCCCUCAGUAUCGUGCGCGACUGCCCAUGAGGGUGCAAAUAUUCCCACACGACACCACAGACUCCAUCAUUACAACUGUUAAAAACUUUUACGGGUUGUAUGCUGGCCCUGGUGGUGCAAAGGGUGUUAGUUUUGAGGAUGACCAAGGCAAUACGCUAAUCGCCCGCUACGAAAAUCUGCGAAACAACAUGAUUGUGUAUGUUCGAGUGAUCGAAGAGCCAACACCAGCUUCCUAUCACUUGGGAUCACCAGCCAUAUCACAACCAUACUAUCCUGGGGAUGGUCAACAGAUGCCACCGCCGCAGCCGGCACAGGCGCUCAAUUACGGGCAACCAUUGUCUCGACCAAAUUCGAGAACAUCUCGCAAGCGAAGUGUCUCUCCCAAUAACGGACGUGGCCGCCGCAGCACAUCUGUGAGCACCAAUCCACCACUACCAAAGAAGAGUCGAUCUCGCUCGGGAUUCAAGAGUCGCGGGUCUAGCGCCCACGGAAGUUUUGCAGACUGCCACAGCGAUGGCAUGAAUGGCUAUAGCAGUGGUGACGGAGCUCCCGGAUCUGUUUCGAGCAGAACCAAGAGCGAACACAUUGGAAAUACAGAAAUCAGUUUGGACAACAUUGUUGAGGGUGGACGUCGCAAGAGGGCGAAGUUUGAAAGCUCGGAAUUACCAUUAUUCGCACCACCUCAAAUGCCAGCGGCAACCUCCAAUUCCUCGGUCUCACCCGCACGACGAAUGGAGCACCAUCGGGCUUCUCUCCCCUUUACACAUCCAGGCUCGAAUCCGUUCACCAACCCGCAGACGUUGCAAUCCCCACAAAGCUUCAGCAAUGGGUUUGGUCAGCCGGGGACAUUCUCUACACCUGCUCCUGGGUCCCGUCGGACUCGUGGAGGAGCGGCAUACCCACCUCGUCAAUCAAUUGGCUCAACUCCAGUUGGUGACAGCUCUGGAAUACUUCCUACACCAGAUCCUACAGUGGGUAGUUGCAUGUCGGAAGAAGAUAAGGAUGUUGCCAUGCAAUUGAUUCGUCUUGGAGAGAUGUCAAAUAUUUCUCACGGUCGCACAUCUGCUUCCACGCUUGAUGACACCUUCAGUGGUAGGGCCGAUGCGGCGUCAUCCACUGGCGCAACCAGUGACGAGGAGAGUGAAAGCGAGCCCGAACUCCCUCCAGCUCGCCGCCAAAAGCGGGAAGCUAGUCCUAUCCUUCCACCUGGCGCCAUGAAGAGAAUCCGUCCCCAUCUUGAUGAUAUUUUACCAAGUCAAGAUAGCAGUGAGCCAAGUGGGGAUGAGGCGGAUUAUGAAUUCAACCCGGGCCACAACGAUGCCUCCGCAGAAGGUCUCGACCAGAAACCAAAGAUGCCAAAGGCCAGAAGUAUGCCAUCGAUCAUCAUGGGUAAGCCUAAGACGAGCGCGUCGGGGGCCAAGGUCAACAAGACCAGUAAAUCCAAGAUUCCCCGACCUGGCCAGGUUGUCAAGUCAAAGAAGUCGGCCAGUGUAUCUGGAAGCACCAAACCAAUCUCGCCAACAUCUUUACCUCCUCAAUCCCGCAAGACUUCAAAUGCAUCGGCGUUGAACUUUCAACAUCAACUUGGUGAGGAUGAGGAAGAUUUAUCAUCCAAACCUCGUUGCCAGCGUUGCCGAAAGAGCAAGAAGGGUUGUGAUCGUCAAAGGCCAUGCCAACGUUGCAAAGAUGCCGGCCUCAGUGCAGAUCAAUGCGUUAGCGAAGACGAGAACAAUGGUCGUAAAGGUCGAUAUGGACGUCAUAUGGGUGUUCCAGUCAAGAAGGACGAUAUGUUGGCUGAGACUCCUAUUCUCCCUACCUUGAUGGCUGGUGGUCAAGGUAGCCCAGAUAAGAGCAAGAAGAGAAAGCGGUAG
This is a messenger RNA of Glarea lozoyensis ATCC 20868, 2025 nucleotides long. RefSeq lists its product as uncharacterized. Gene Ontology annotation, molecular function: DNA-binding transcription factor activity, RNA polymerase II-specific; zinc ion binding. Bases 1 to 2025 code for a protein of 674 amino acids. Gene Ontology annotation, biological process: regulation of DNA-templated transcription. The transcript is spliced from 2 exons. NCBI's taxonomy places the organism in Eukaryota, Fungi, Ascomycota, Leotiomycetes, Helotiales, Helotiaceae. The record is from RefSeq and is a predicted model, not a curated record.